UGGGCCUGGUGGAGCUCCUUGAGGACAGAGCCCUGCCUUAUUUAUCUUCCGUCCAUCGGGACUCAGUGCAAGAAGGUGGAGGGAGAGAGAAAAGGAGGGAGUGGAAGGAAGAAAGAAAGGCAGGAAAGAAAACAGGAAAGAAGAAAUGAACAAGUCAAGCAAGGCUAUCAGGGGGAAAUUCAUUGAUUCAUGCAUCCAUCCAUUCAUUCAUUCAACAAAUAGCGGUUGAAUUCCUAUCAGGCCCCAUUCUAGGUAUUAAGGAUACAAUUAGCAAGCUCAAGUGACUGGCAACUGACUCACCAUUCCCAGAGCUGGCUGCAAAGGCGUGCCCCACUCAGACUGGACCAAGGACCACCAGCACCUACACGACCACUCAGCUCUCAGCUUCCCGACAGAGGUGUUAAUCUUGAGUGCCUGACAUUCCCUCCUGCACACUGUGGUCCCGCCACUCAGGAUGAUCCCUAAGGAGCAGAAGGGCCCUGUGAUGGCUGCCAUGGGGGACCUCGCUGGACCAGCCCCUCUGCUGGACCUGGGCAAGAAGCUGAGCGUGCCCCAGGACUUGAUGAUGGAAGAGCUCUCACUAUGCAACAACAAAGGAUCCCUCCUCUUCCAGAAGAGACAGCGCCGGGUACAGAGAUUCACCUUUGAGUUUGCAGCCAGCCCAAGGAUGAUCGUGGACGGAAGUGCCAAGGGGAAGAUGAUGGGGUCGAAGGUGACAGGAUCAGCGGAGCUGGGGACGGUUGCCAACGGCCCUGAGGGGCAGAACUGCCGCUCUGAGCUCCACAUCUUCCCAGCCUCAUCCCAGGGCCCCGAGGAUACCCAGUCCGCAGCUUUUCCCACGGAGCGCGCCUGCAGUCCCAGCGCCCUGGCACCAGGCUAUGCUGAGCCACUGAAGGGUGUCCCGCCAGAGAAGUUCAACCACACGGCCAUCCCCAAGGGCUACCGCUGUCCUUGGCAGGAGUUCAUCAGCUACAGGGACUACCAGAGCGAUGGCAGAAGUCACACCCCCAGCCUUGCCCAGUAUCGAAAUUUCAACAAGACCCCGGUGCCCUUUGGAGGACCCCUGGUGGGGGAGACUAUUCCCAGAGCAGGCACCCCCUUUGCCCCGGAGCUCAUCAGUGGCUUGGAACUCCUUCGCCUCAGACCCAGCUUCAACAGAGUGGCCCAGGGCUGGGUCCGCAGCCUCCCUGAGUCCGAGGAGCUGUAGCCCCAGCCCAAAAAUUCAAUGCCCCUGUCUUGGUGUUUGGGUAACAUCUUGGAGUCAAGACUUCUGGAUGGCACUUCCCAGUUUAUGAAGGGGCUCUUCACACACAAAACCUUAUUACAAAUGGCCUCCGCGGCCACGAAGUUUAGUAGUCCCCAGAUGGGGUGUGUUUCAGAAUUUCCUGGAGAUGAUGGUUUGCGUACAGAUUUCUGGCCUGCCCUAGACUUGCAGCAUUCAAAUCUCCUGAGCUGGGGAGUUUCUAUUAGUAACCACACUCCCAGAUGAUUCCAGUGAAACUUGUUCAUGGUCUGUGUCUUUCGGCAUCCGAGCCACCAGUGAAUUCACAUCCACGCCUCCCCUCCUUCCUGCCAUGGACACCAGCUUAUACUCCCCCGACAGGCAGCUUGCUAGUGGCUGGUUAACCUAUGCAGAACUCUGAUAAUCAGAAAGAUUCCCUUGCAUUGAGAUGCAGGUCUAAACAUUUGCUAAGUACCUACUGUGUGCUGGACACCCUGCCAGCCCGGGGGAGUGUGUGGUGAGUACGCCUGGGCCUGACCUAGAGGAGAGAGGGCAGUCAGGAAGGCAGAUUCGUAAGCAGUAGUUAGUGUUCGUUUCCCUGACAGCACGCUGCCAACAGAGGAAGAAAGUGCCAUGGUCGGGGGGAUGUGCCCCCUGGGGAUGGGAUAGGAUUCCUGGAACCUUCUCAGAGACUUUGAGUAGGACCCCAGAGGAGUGAGAGCCACUGAGGGCAAAGGGGGUCACGGGGAGGGCAUUCGUGCCCAGUGGACUAGCAUGUGCAAAGUGUGGAAUUGCGCCCAGGAGGAGGAGGUUAUGUUCUGGAGAAAGGAGGGGCUGUGUUAGAGGGUCAGUGAGGGCCAGCUUUGGGGUUUCUUUACUAAGGAGAUGGGGGCAGGUUUUAAGCUGGGGAGUGAUGGGUCUUGCUAUGUGGCAAGAUUGGGCAGGACUAAGACCAGAGGCCAGGAAGUCUGCAGGAAACAAGGUCUAGAUUUGGGUGAUGGCCGUGGGGAUGGAAAGAAGGGGCACCCCUCAUCCCUCUGGGCACCUUAUCGGUCAGCUGCAAUGUGGGGUACAUGUAAGGCCCCCUUAUUUCUUUUCCUCUUCCACUCACCAUCUUGUGCAAGCCUCAGGGUAAAUCUCAUCCUGGUCUCUGCCGGGGCUAGUUCAGGACUAGAUCCGGUUACUAGGAAAGGAGAGAAAGGAAUGCCUCUUAGUUCAGCUGAUGAGGAAGAGGACAAUAACAAUGCUGGCAGUGGUGGCUGCUUUUUAUUGGGUGCCUCAGUGCUUGGGCUGGUAGUAGGGUCCCACAUAUCCUAUUUCUUAUUUUCAGUUCAACCCUGAGGGAAAGUUAUUGUCCCAUUUUACAGGACGUGCAUAUCUGGGCUCAAAAGAAGUGGCUUGUUCAGGGCCAGAGACAACAUGGGAAUGUCUAGUUCCAGUGGCUCUCCCUUUUCACCACAAUGGGUGGCCAGGCCAAUGUCCAUACACUCUGGAACCAUCUAAGCAAAGUGUUUUGCCUCGGGGCUUUGAAGUGAAAGUGCAGGUUGGGAAGUUAGGCUGGAUGGGGUGGGCUCUAACUUCUACUGCUAGCCAUGUGAGCUUGAGCAAGUCAUUUCUCAUUGGGAGGCGUCCAUCCCUCUACCUGUAAGAUGAGGACAAGGCCAGAAGCCUCUGGAUAGGGCAGUGGUGAGCACAAUGAUGGACGCAUACCUAAGAAGCCAUCAGUCGUUAUUAGGUUUCAUGCAGCUCCUGCUCUUGCCUGGGAAAGAUGUUCCUGUUCUUAAAAGCUGGCUGCAAGAUGUCAGUGGGGUCAGCAAAGCUUAAGCCAGAAGGAAAGCCUCUGAUUACUGUUGGGCUCCCUGUGGACGUGGACGUGGAAUUACCUCCCUCUGCUUUCUCCCUGGCUCCCUCUCUUGGGGAGAUGAGGUGGUGAGAAAUUCAGCUAGUUCUAGAAUGCCUGGGGUAGUGGUUACAUUUUCCUUUGGUUCUGGACUUUCACUGCACCCCACACCAUCUCCAGGGCCCAGCAGCCUAUUAGACUUGCCUGCCAUUGAUGUGUUGUCUUGAAUUGGGGGCGGGGGUACUGUUGAAAGCCAAAUCCGCAUGAGCUGAAAACCAACUGUGAAAGGGUCUGACCCAUAGAAGAGAGGAUCUGGACCCCCUUGGACUGGCUAUGCUGUGUUCUGGACGGUGAUGGCCACCACCAGCUACAGGAUAGGAGAGCCUGCUGCACCUGAAAGCAAAUCCACAUUAUUUCUUCUGAUAAUGUGACUUUUGCUGAAGUUGCUUAAAGGAAAAAAAAAAAAAAAAAGGGAAUGCUUAUUAUCUAAAUAAACAAAUAAGUAAAACGUGGAAGGAUUGGACCACAUAGCUUCUCCUGUGUUCAUAGACUUUCCCAGCCUUCUGCAUUCAACCUGGUCUCCAUAUACUGGAGGUAACCAAGGGUGAUAGUUUGGAGCUUCUAGACUUCUAAGAAGCCUCGAUUAAAUAUGUAGUGCGUAAAGGUGCAGAGGUGCAAAACUACUUCUUUGUUUAAUGAGAUCAUACCUUUUGUACCAUUCUGUAUUUCGCAUCUUUAUUCAACAACAAGUGAAACAUGGGUCCUGAAAAAGCAGAGCAUUAACCUUUCAUGUAAUUUGUGGGCCUAGCGAGCCCUUCAUAUAAAAUCCUGUUCUUUGCCUGUUCAUAUAAAAUUCUAUGCUUUUGCCUAAUCUGUUCCUUACCUAAAUGAAGUUGUAUGGUGAUACGGAAGUGUAAAGGACUGAACCAGUAAGGAUGUUGAGAAAGCGGACACGCACUACGGCAGCGACGAGUGGAGGGGAGCUGGGUUUCGUGUAACAGCGCAGGCGCAGCGCAGGCACAAAUUGGCAUACACGGGAAGGUGGAUACAAACACGUAUGUGUGUGUUGCAGGGAAGUGUUCACAUAAAAGUCAGGAUGGGGUUAACUUUGGGAGGAAAGAAAGGGGGGUGAUUGUGAAGGGAUAAAGUGUUCCUGGGGAAAGCUGGACAAUUUCUGUUGCUGGAUUCGGGUGAUAGUUACAUGGGUGUUCACUCUAGAGUAUUAAAUUUAGUUGUGCAUCUGUAUUUUAUGCGCUUAUUCUAUACAGGUGUUAUAUUUUACCAAAACAAUCCCACCUUUUAAAAAGUGAAUGGACAAAUCAGUAAUAGAUCAGAUGUAUCUGAUAAAAGAAUUAGUGAACUAGAAGUGCCUACAAUGUUUCACGGAGAGGUGAGGAAACUAAGAGUAUGAGAGAGAAAUCAAAAGACGUGGAGAAUAAAAUGAAAGCGUCUGACAGUACUGACAGGAAUUCCAGAAGAUGCUUUAGGAUGACUGCGUUUUCUCCAGAUUUGGUAAAAGGCACAAAUUCACACCAUCCCCACCUUGUCAUGAAAAGGGAUAUUAAAUCCACACUUAAGAACCACUUUUUUGAGGAACGCCUGGAUGACUCAGUUCAUUGAGCAGAUGCGCCUCGGCCUUCAGCUCGGGUUCUGAUCUCAGGGGCCUGGGAUCA
Mustela erminea (ermine) is the source of this 4735-nucleotide messenger RNA. It is a transcript of the gene MYOZ3, whose product is annotated as myozenin 3. The transcript is spliced from 8 exons. Lineage: Eukaryota; Metazoa; Chordata; Mammalia; Carnivora; Mustelidae. The record is from RefSeq and is a predicted model, not a curated record. Bases 455 to 1207 code for a protein of 250 amino acids. Gene Ontology annotation, cellular component: Z disc; actin cytoskeleton. Gene Ontology annotation, molecular function: telethonin binding; FATZ binding; actin binding.